Astyanax mexicanus (Mexican tetra) is the source of this 4981-nucleotide messenger RNA. RefSeq names its product coronin, actin binding protein, 1Ca (gene coro1ca). The transcript has 11 exons. NCBI's taxonomy places the organism in Eukaryota, Metazoa, Chordata, Actinopteri, Characiformes, Acestrorhamphidae. The coding region runs from base 85 to 4023 and encodes 1312 amino acids. Gene Ontology annotation, biological process: actin filament organization; neural crest cell migration. Gene Ontology annotation, molecular function: actin filament binding. The record is from RefSeq and is a predicted model, not a curated record.
GAAAGAGGCACGUUGUGCGCUGAGGUAGCCGGCUCUUCAGAACCUGUUCCAGAGCCCACAGCUGUGGCAAAAAAGAGCAACAGAAUGGACCCGGAGAGUUCAGAGCAGAGUCAGGAUUGGACGAUUGUUCCAUCCAUUCAUCAGGAAAAAGUUCAGGGCCUUGGGUUGGACUUUAUUACCAAAGAUGAGGCUUCUGAACUCAACAAUGAGCACUUUUCCAUGGAUCACAAGAAUGAACCCACUUCAAGUGUGAAAAUUAAAUUGGAAUCUGAGGAGGAACUUGUAGACCACCUUAAAAAACCAGAAGGAAACACUGAGAGGGAAAUUUCAAACAACAAGUCUUUCACAGUGACUGAGGACAUCUAUGAUACUAAUUUCACAGAUGGGAGUCCUGUUUCUGUGCUGAAGCCUGAGAUAUCAUCUAGAGCUGCAGAACAGAAGGACAGCUUUGAAACAAUGAAUGUGUUAACAUCCACAGACAACUCUUUCCGCAGGUCAAGUGCAGAGACUUCACCAGGUGGACCUGCUGCUACAGCACCAAUCUCUGACAUUGCUUUAUCUAAUCCAGAGGUAGAACCAUCAGGGGUCAACACUGCUUUAAGCAAAACUGUGUCACUGAAAUGCAGCUCAGCCAAAUCUGGGUGUCAAGAGGUCAAGAAGUCUAGUAAGAUGAUGUCUACUACAAGUCUUGGAGAACACCAAAACUCAGGAUUGUCAUCUGUAACCAGAGGAGAUAUACCACUUCCUGAAGCAACAAAAGAGUUGACAGCAAAGAUACCCAAAAUCCUGAACAGUGGAGAUUCCUCGCUCAAGGAUAUCAGCACAGAUCAGAGAGAAACCAGAGAUAACUUUCAAGAACAUGAGAAAGUGCACCAGGCCAUGAAUAACAAUCCAAUACAAGAAUUAGAACAAACAAUAACAACAUCACCAACCACUGGAACGGUGCCAGGGAAGAGCAGCAAAUCCAACUCAGAAUUUUCUGCCAAAGCAUCUUUGGUCCUUAACAGUCCCAGCAAAGUUCCGACCAAGUUGAGGUUGGAAGAGCACAAGAAAAAGGAGAAUCACCCCUCUGUGCCAGACAUUGAUGAAGUGAAGGAAAACAGAAAACUUUAUGCUUCAUGUAAUAGGCCACUGGCUGGAGGUGUAAGUGGGAAGGGGGAAGAACUGGAAAGUUCUUCAAAGAGCUUUUCUCACUCUCUUGAGGUUAAAGCUUGGAAUACAUCUUCAUCUCCACAAGCGAUGGAGACGGAAGAGGCAUCCCUUGCAACCGCUGGGUCUGCCAAUGAACAUGUGCUAGGCCAAAGCAAACCCGCAUUACAAAACCAAAAAGAUGAAAAUAUCAUAUCCUCUACAAGCGUAAUAAACAGUGGGAUGUCUCCGAAAAGUGAUAUCACAACAGAGAUCAAAGACAAAGGUUGCCCUGAACAAGAAACCGUUGACGUCCAAAAUGAGAAAAUGCCAGAGGGGUUUGUUGCAAUCGUGAGUGCACAGCCAGAUGUGCCGUUGCUUCCUGGCAGUGCACAUGGCACUAAGCGCGAACCAGAUCCUGAACUGGCUUUACGUGCACUAUUGGAGCCUAAAGGGGCCCUAAUCAAGGAAAGAGAAACAAGAGAUACUGAUGUACUUCCUGCCAAAGAUGGUGGUAACAUGUCAGGAAAGAUGGCAUCAUUGCCCAAAGACAAGAACAAGCCUUCAAGCAAGAACACAGAACCUGAGAGAGACAGAGGUGAAACAGAGGUAUCAGACACUGUGACGUCAGCAGAUAGAGAUUUAUACAAGGACUCAACCAAAGUGUCUGAGAAAGAUCAAGAUCGAGACAAACCCCUCAAAUCCUUGAGUGAAAUGAUGUCAUCAGAAAGAGACAGAGAGAGCCAAAACCGUGAGAAAACUUCUACUCAGCAUGAAACAUCUGUGUCCAGUUCUCCCCCUGAGCUCAUCUUGGACCCUGAGAUCUCCACCGGUCAUGAAAAGGACAAGCAAGAAACAAAACCCCUGCUUUCACCAGUCAAAUCAAAAUCGAAGCCUAGUGUGGUUUCGACUGACUCCUAUCUGCCCAUGAACCAACAAAAGCCAGUGACUAAUAACACAAAACCAUGCAUUCAAGACACUGUAAACACACUUGCUGAUGCAGUGAAAAAUGGGAGUGAAGCUUCUUCUACAAUCAAGGAUGGACUGGAGAAACCAGAGACAGAGAACACACAUCUGCAUGUGCAACAUUCUUGUAAGGAGCACAACACAGGACAGAGUGAACUGGCACCACAAGCUUCUGAUUCCACUGCUCUCAAGUCAAGCCAAACUGAUCAAAGUUGUGCAACGAGUAGUGACCAGAGUCCUUCAGCCACGCACAGUGGAGUUAAAGUACGAGAGAAAUCACAGAACUCCCCGAAGAGCAGGCCUGUAUCUGACCUGAUAAAACAGAACAUCCAGCUGCAUGAGACGAUAAAGGAGUGGACCAAACCAGUCGAGCCCAAAGCUGAAGGGGUUUUUGACCCUGCGCAGUCUGUGAAAGUGGCGCAGAUGAAGGCUGCCUUUGAUGUGCCGAAAAAAUCACCAGAUAAACUCCUAGAGAGGAAACCAUCAACACGAAAAGAUAUGUUCAGACGGGUUGUGCGGCAGAGUAAGUUCCGGCAUGUGUUCGGCCAGGCGGUGAAGAAUGACCAGUGCUAUGAUGACAUCAGGGUCUCUCGAGUGACAUGGGAUAGUGCCUUUUGCGCAGUCAACCCCAAAUUUGUUGCCAUAAUCGUUGAGGCCAGUGGCGGUGGGGCCUUCCUUGUUCUGCCCCUGUACAAGACGGGUCGUAUAGAUAAGUCCUACCCUACGGUAUGUGGACACACGGGGCCAGUGUUGGACAUCGAUUGGUGUCCCCACAAUGAUCAGGUCAUCGCCAGUGGGUCAGAGGACUGCACCAUUAUGGUGUGGCAGAUUCCUGAGAAUGGCCUGGUGACCUCCAUGUCAGAACCUGUGGUUGUGCUGGAGGGUCAUUCUAAACGAGUGGGAAUCAUUUCCUGGCAUCCCACUGCCCGAAAUGUUCUCCUCAGCGCAGGCUGUGAUAAUGUGGUCAUAAUCUGGAACGUGGGCACCGGAGAGGCUAUGAUCACUCUGGAGGACAUGCACCCAGAUGUCAUCUACAGUGCCUGCUGGAACCGCAACGGCAGCCUCAUCUGCACUGCCGCCAAAGACAAGAAGAUUCGAGUCAUCGACCCACGCAAAGAGGAGAUCAUAGCGGAGAAGGAUAAGGCCCAUGAAGGAGCGAGGCCCAUGAGAGCCAUCUUUCUCUCUGAUGGGAAUGUCUUUACCACUGGGUUCAGUCGUAUGAGCGAGAGACAGCUGGCGCUCUGGAACCCGCAAAACAUGGAGGAGCCAAUCUCAGUCCACGAGAUGGACACCAGCAACGGAGUCCUCCUGCCCUUCUAUGAUCCUGAUACCAAUGUGGUCUACCUGUGCGGAAAGGGUGACAGCAGCAUUCGUUAUUUUGAGAUCACGGACGAGGCUCCUUUUGUGCAUUACCUCAACACGUUUACCACCAAGGAGCCCCAAAGAGGCAUGGGCUACAUGCCCAAGAGGGGCCUGGAUGUUAACAAAUGUGAGAUUGCCAGGUUUUACAAACUGCAUGAGAGGAAGUGUGAGCCAAUCAUCAUGACUGUGCCAAGAAAAUCUGACCUGUUCCAGGAUGAUCUGUACCCGGACACGGCGGGUCCAGACUGCGCUCUAGAGGCUGAGGAGUGGUUUGAGGGGAAGAACGGUGAGCCCAUUCUGAUCUCACUUAAACACGGCUACAUCCCCGGCAAGAACCGUGACCUCAAGGUGGUCAAGAAGAACAUUCUGGACAACAAGCCCAAGAUGAGCAAGAACUCUGAGAACACCAACCCCGCCCCCAAAACAGCCACCUCCGCCCCGUCUAUCAAAAGUGAAGCGAAGCUGGAGGAGGUGUUGAAAGAAAUCAAGUCUCUCAGAGAGCUGGUCAGCAGUCAGGAAAAGAGAAUCGCCCAUCUGGAGGAGCAGUUGUCCAAGACGGACAUCUAAAAGGACCCAAAUCCCCUUCCACCCAGCUACUGUUCAGGAUGUUCUGUUGGCCAGGUGGGCGGGACCCGUCACUGCCAAUCACCUCGACAGCGUUCCGUCUGAAACCUGCCUCGCAGCGAUCCCGACCGACAUUCCAAGAUGAACUUUUUCUUUUCUUUUUUUUAAAUCCUUUUCUAACCGCCAAACCCGUAAUAUCUGCAGAAUGAGAGAGAGAGGGAGAGGGACUAAGCAUAGGUCUCUUGCCAAAUUGAAGAAUUUAUAUUUUACUAAACCUAACUUUCUGUGUUUUAUUUGUUUUUUUUUCCUUUUCUUUUCUUUUUUUAUUGACCAAAAUCACAACCGGCUCCACAUUCCAGAGCGAAGCAUUCACGUGACCUCACGUGCUUAGAUGUUGGAAUAAGAACCUUCAGUAUUGCAUUACUCACUGUCAGGCCUUACCCCUGUUCUUUUGUUGCCAAAUUUUUAGAGGAGACUUUUAGAGGCACCUCCUUGACAGUAUUUGACCUUUAGCGUUUUCAUUUUGUCUUACUUUAGUCUUUGUGCUAAUACGGGACAAUGCAGUAGGCUGGUAAUGCUAUGGAGGUGGUGGGGGGGUCAUUUAAAUGAUGAUAAUACGGUUUAAAACAUGUCUUUAAUACAUGGAGAAAAAAAAGCUGAUUUUAAUUAACCACAGGCAUAUAUGUGUACAGUCGGACUGAAUGUACAGAUCAACAGAGUAAAACCGCAUCUACCUACUGAAAGAGUCUUAAGAGUCUUACCUCUUGUCUUUAGCUCUGUUCAGAUCAUCAUUCAGGUGCCCAUUUAAAACAUAAGAAUUUUGAACAUUCCUGUACUGAAAUAAUGAUUUUCCAGCCUGGAUCUUAUAGUUGCCACUGACAUUCCUCACAACUUUCCUCUCUCCCUAAAGAAUUCUCUCAUUAAGCUGAAAGCAUGCAAUAAAGUUUUUUUUCUAAUUAAA